GGCUCUUUUUAGGCAGGGACUAGCCGCUUGUAUGAACUACUCCAGUUUAGGACGAACAAAAACUGCAUACAAAGUAAAAAAAGGUUUUAGCAUUGACAUUGCUAAAGGCUCUAGCAUUGACCAUAGGGUUUUGAAACCUGUGGCGGCUAUCGCAGGGCAGUGUGCAAUCGUUUAUAAGUCUAGGCUGACAAUGACUCCAAAGUCAUUGUGUCUGAACGAAAAGCAGCUUAGUGUUAUUCACCAUACAUUUAUUUGUACCUUGGUGGCCAAUAUGCAUCACAUUGCACUUGGAUGCAUCUAAAGGCGGCUGCAAAACUAUAGACCAUUCAGAUAAUUUCUUCAGGUUAUUUUGAGGCUCUCGACCGUAACCUUCACCUUUUAUCGUCUCCCAUAUUUCGACAUCGUCAGCAUGCAACAAGACCGGUAGUGAUAGGAGACUAGGGAUAAAUUUUAUAUACAGGAGGAAUAACAGUGACCCUGAAACUCUACUCUGAGGCACUCCACUAGUCACAAAGUCCCAGCUAAACAACUUUCGGGUUCACCAGUACCCUUUAUUGACGCCCAACAAGGAAGUCUUUUAAUCACAUAAGUAAAUUUCCCUUGAUCCCGAUAUCACUUAGCUUAGAUAACAGUCGGUUGUGAUGAGCUUUGUUAAAAACCGUGCUGAAGUCGAUAUAGGAUACAUCUAUAAAUAACUUUUGAUCUUCAAGAGCACACAAACAUUCAUGGACUGGCAAUAAGCUUGGGAGACAUGAAUGGCCUGUUUUAAAAUCAUGAUGCUUUCUGGAAAAAAAUCCUGCUUUCAUCAAGAUACUGAAACAACUUCUUUUGAAUAAUCCUUCCUAAAACUAUAACAACCAGGCUUGGUAAGCUUGCUGGUCAAUAGUUUGCAGGUUUGUGUCUUAUACCUGUUUUGAAGGCUGAACUCACUAUAGAAUUCUCCCAGUCUUUUGGUAAUCUACCUUGAUUUACGGAUAGAUUAAAACGUGUUUAGUAAUUAGAAACAAACUUUGUUAACACCUUUGGUAACCUAGGGUGCAUUUCAUCGGGUCUCGUAGAUUUGUCUUUAUCAAGUUUACUUAGCAGACCAAAGACGUCGAGUUCUUUGAUAAUUACAAUGUGUAGGGUGUGUAAGGGGCUCUGUACGAGCUGAAAUGGAAUCUCUACGGUACAUGCAUUUCUAAAGUAAUUUCAGAAUAUCUGAGCCUCACAAUGAUGGCCGCAGUAUAACUGUCCCCACCCAUGGUACUGGAAUAAUUCCCCUUCACUUAGUCCUUUGAUUUAUGUACAAGUAUAAGCGUUCAGGGUAUUCUAUGAACUUUUUAACAAGCUUUUCUCCGUACAGACUUCUAGACACGCGGAGGACUGAGUUACAAACAUUUAGAGCUUUCGGAUAUUGGGAUUUUGUCUCGUCAGUACACAGUAACCUAAAUCUUUUCCAUAUUCUCUUACGGAGACGUGUGAGAACCUCUCCAUUAAACCACGAUAGAGAGAUUCUCGGACUCCUUGGUAUAGAACAAGGGAAUGUACGGUUCAGAAACUUAUACGUACUAAUUUCCACAUGCCUUCAAAGCCGCUUCAGCACGGGAUUCCGACUUUUAUUGUCUAGUCUGCUGAGGAUGCUAAGUGAAUAAUUUCCUGUAUAUCUGCGUUUCAAAGGUUUGGUCUGGCUUGCACUGACACACUUGUUGAAAAUAUGUCAAUCAAAAGCUAUGACUGCUUGGUCCCACUUACCUAAGGGUGGCAUGUGAAGGAGGUUUGUGACGUUGUCUUCAUAAUGAGUCAAUAUUAGGUUUAGUGAGGAUGGGUUCAGAGUCCAUGUAGUACCUAGUUGUUUCUUUCACAUGUUUCACUAGGACACAUGUAGUGAUCGAGUCAACUAUUUUCUACUCGAAAGAAUUUUCUGAAACUCAGUCCACAGAUUUCUCCAGUACACCGUUGGUGCAUUAAAUUCUCCCGAGAUUAGACGCUGAUCACUUAAUGACCAUGUGUUGAAACCGACUAGCAAGACCUCAUUCACCUCACAGCUUGGACUGAGGAGGAGCAAACCAAUCAGACACUCAUUUCCUUUGAAUUUCAAGCGGCAACCAACUAGUUCGUACGUUUCACUUUCAUAGGAUACGUUACCACAACAAUAAAAGGGAUAGUAUUUUUACUGGAUAGAACUACUCCUCCUUUAUUCUUCUGGGUUCUAUCGGCGCUUACCAAUGGAAAACUUACUACACCAUGUUUCUUACUAUCUACGGACUGCGUCAGUCAAGUUUGUGAGACAGUGUUCACGUCCAGUUUGGUGGAGGAUAACUGGACACCUGUUAAGCAAGCACUAGGCAUUUGUGCAACAGAUCUGAAGACCAUUUAUAUGGCUUUGUACUGACUUUAUAUUCCCAUUCCCAGUUAUUGAUCGUCUAUAUAGAAUUCCUAUUGAAAGUAUGUUUAGAAGCAGGUGAUCAGUAGUUUAUUUAGACAGACAUCUGUAGAAUGUGUUCAUCACUUAGCGAAACAAAAUAACAAUUACAGUACCCGAAUAAAAUAAACAAACCUGAACGUAUAUUUUGAUGCUUUGUUUUCAGUGUCAGGCUUGUCCGGUUAGUAAUCCCCUUUUAAAUGUUGUAGUAAUGCUGAACUGAACUAGAAUAGUUAAUUAUAGUACAUGGCAAAAUUUACUAGACCCGACUGCUCGCUAGUAACUUUUACUAUAGGAGGAAAUUAACUGUGAUAGACAUUGUUCGCAAUCCCUCAAACUCAGAAUGUUAGAUGACGUAGGAAGUUACCAUCCAGUUUUUAAUUCCGGAUCCGUGUUUCCGAUGAAACUUUGUGAUUGUUAACUUUAUCGGGUUCCAAACUAAGUCAUCUCCGAUUUUGUAACGUAAUAUUUUCGCUUAAAGCUAACUAACACGUUCAGAUACAUAAUGUGACGUAUUCCUAGAUUAUAGGGGCUUUGUGAGUAGUGUCGCUCUAUAGUUCACAAAAAUUCGUACAAUCACUAAUAUUCAGCAUAACAGUUUUAAAUCAGACAAAUGUCUUCACUUAUUAUGUAAAAAGUAUCCACGUCCAUCCAUGGUUUACGUAAUAUAGGAGUUUACAGUCCGCGAUCCCAAGAGCUCGCUGAAACACAGAACUGAGGCCGAAUGAUUCACGGAAUUUACCUUUUGACUGAUGUUGAUGUUUGUGGGAAAGUAGGUACGGAGAGGAACUAGGAUAAUGAAAGGACUUAUGUACUGAACCACAAGACUAAGCAACACACUAUGAUAACGACAUAAAUUACAAGCAAUCAAAAGGGAACAAAACUCAAAGGAUUGUACUUCAACAUAUCACCCGUAUGAUAAAGAAUAUAAAGUCAGUUUAGUUAACCCCUGUAGCUAUUGACUUAUUUUCUCCCAUUCCUUCUUUAAACUGAAUUCAAUAUUCUUCUCAAAUACACAGAACACGAUUCAUUAUCAUUAUUCUAUUAUUAUUAUUAUUCUCUUUCACAAAUAUGGCAAAUAUAAUGCUAACAUUAUUGAAACACAUGUAGUAUUGCAUUUUUGAAGAAACUCGAAAUGGUUUCUUCACAACAUUUAUGUACCCAUAAGAUGUUUCUCAACAAUAAUACUAAUGCUAAUACUAAUAAUAAUAAUAACAAGUACAUGGUGUAAGUAAACCGCGACAACAAAAGAGAAACUACACUAAAAAUCCGUCCUAAACACAGAGUGCCCCACAAAUGCUUGAUAUAUCUUGACGACAUUUGCUGUUGCAUUUUGCCAGACCAUUGGCAAUAAGAUCGUGUUCGACCGGACCCAAGGUCAUAGUGUGGUUCAGUGUAUGAUCGUUAACCUUUGACUAUCUGCUUAGAAAGUUUGCCAGAAUCCUUGAUAAAAGAUAUCUGAUCCCAUCUUGUUGGGAAUACUUUUAUUGAUUCUCAGAUGCCGAACAGCUAUUUAGCCAUUAUUCUUUCUGUUGUCUUGCACGUUAGUUUGUGCUAGAGAAACUCUCGACUGUAUAGCACAGAUUGUAAUGUGUGAUGUGCUUUGUACUUCUAAUAUAAGUUGUUUUCUUUCUCAAGUUUUAUCCGUUUGAAUUGAAUGUGGAGUUUUUGUUUUGAUGUAAUUUAAACAUGGGACACUCAAAAAUGUUUGAUAUGCUAUACAUCGUAUCAUUAGCAACACAUUUGCAUCGAUUAACACACAGAGGACGAAAACUUUUAUGGACCAGCGAGUGUCAAUAGGCGUUCGAUGCUUUGAAAGCACGGUUAACCUCCCCACCUAUAUUAGCUUUCCCGGAUACUUCAGCAGACGGAGGCGAAUAUAUACUUGAUACGGAUGCUAGUUCCUCGGCUAUUGGAGCAGUAAUAUCACAAGUAGCUCAAGAUGGACACGGAAGGGUCGUUGCUAGUCGACGACUAGAUAAGAGUGAAGCACGGUAUUCCACAACACGUCGAGAGAUGUUGGCACUAGUAAAAUCCUUACAACAUUUUCGUCAUUAUCUACUGGGCAAACCCUUUCGUGUGCGCACGGAUCACCGUGCAUUACAGUGGCUCCGCUCUUUCCGCGAACCAGAAGGGCAAGUGGCACGCUGACAGGAACGGCUACAAGAGUUUGAUUUCACAUGCGAGUAUCGACCGGGAAACUGAUAUACAAACGCGGAUGCCCUUUCCCGAAUACCUCAGACCACAGAUACUGUUAACGCAAUUCUUAGUAUAGCUCUGGAGAAUGAUUGGCCCUCCCUGCAAGAAACAGAUCCGGACCUGCAGAUUAUUUACCAAAGACAGUUACACGGAAACAAUAAGCCAUCUAUGAAGGAGUUAAAAGAUCAACCAUUAAAAACUCGUCGAAUUUGCGCUAAAUGGAGCAACCUAAAACUAUAUGGUGACACGUUAUUCCUAAUUAAUGAAUCGAAACAACCCCUACUGAUAGUACCGCGAGUGAAAGUCGAGAGCAUUGUGGAGCAGGUACAUCGCGAACUUGGUCAUGCGGGAGAACGAAGGACUGAAUACACUGUCCGUCAGCGCUUUUGGUGGCCAUCCAUACAUGAAGAUGUAGUGCAAUUUUGUAAGAAUUGGAACACGCGUUACCGUUUUAAAUCGCCUCAGCAGACACCCCGUGCACCAAUGACGCCGAUGGUGACAACAGGACCACACCAGCGAGUUGGCAUAGAUAUAAUGGGACCAUUGACAACGACAAAAGACGUGAAUCGCUACAUACUGGUUAUGGUGAAUUAUUUCACUAAAUCGUGCGAAGCAGUACCCAUUCCGCAGCAAGACGCCCUUACUAUUGCCCGAGCUUUUAUUGAUCAUUGGGUGUAAAAUGUGAUUGAUUCCACAAUUCAGUGUAAAGAGGUUCAAUCAGAGGUUUCCUCCUUAGACUCGUCUUCGUCAUUUAGAAUCCCAAACGUAUGGACAGUCGAGAGAUUACCUAUGUUGCGCAGGACGGUACCAACGACGUCUCAAAUGAAAUCCUGGACGCAUUUAAAAGACAUAAGUUUUCCUAGAGUACAGGAUGAGAAUGUCGAACUGUUGAUCGGGUGCAACGCACCGAGUGUAAACGAAAUGGAAGAGGUAAGAACUGGAAAGCCGAAUGAACCAUUCUCCGUGAAGACUCUGUUAGGUUGGACGCUGUUCGGUCCCUAUGGGGAACCCUGUAAAAGCAAUCGUGUACUCAAUCACCUCUCAGCUAAAGAGGAAUUAGAGGAUAAGUUUGAACAAUCGUAUUCAACUGAAUUCAAAGACCGACUUAGUCGUACUUCAUCGAUGUCUGUGGAAGAUCGCAUAGCAUCAUCAGAAUCUGCAUAUGGUGUCGCGGAGUAUACUCGUUCCGAAGAUGUCUCUCGUCAAGUUCAUUGUUCGUUUUUAUUAACUAAGUAUAAGGUUGUUAAGCCAAAAACUGAAGCAUCAUCUGCUAAUAAAUCCAAAUCAACUCUAAGAAAGCUUAAGGAAAAGAAGGACAUCAAACUGAAAGUGAAGACUACGAAAAAGCCGAAGACCACUGUAACGAAGAAGCCAGUAACUAAGACCCUGAAGAAGCAGGUAGCACAUAUUCGCCGUGGUAUCGAGGAUGAUGUUGAGAAAGGCGCCCUUGUACGAGUUAUGAACAAGAGUAACGGUGCAUCUGGUAGUUCUAUAGGAUCCAAUGCUAUUCUUAGACAGAUCAUGUGUAGUUGGAAUCAGAAUAAGACAGUAAAUGCCCUUUUAGAGAGAGGUUGUGAAUGGCGCUUUGAAAUUCCGAGGUCUAGUCAACGAGACGGUGUAUGGGGACGCAUCAUAAAGUCGAUAAGAAGAAUUCUGCGAUCACUAUUGUUUCAGAAGGUAUUGAUGGAUGAGUCUUCGAGAGACUUAGUGUUAUUAAACAAUGUUGGCUCACUGAGAAGUCUAUGGUCCAAAGCUAUUGUUGAACAAGUAAGCUAUGGCUUUGACGGACAAGUUCGUACGGCGAAAUUGAGAACCGCAAACGAAGAAACUGCUCGCGACGUACGACGCUUAUGUCUACUAGAAGGAGCCGGCUGUCUGAUGGCAACGACGACCCUGGACAACGGACGUGGUGCGCGUUUCGGGGAGUGUAAAAUGUGAUUGAUAGACGAACCCACCAAUAAUAAGGGAAACGCCCACCACCACAUCAACUCCUUUUGACCUUGUACGACUGUAUCUCUUUAUUAACCAAUCACAGUUUAAUGUUCAUUGUAAAACAAUAUUGGCUUGUUGACUCAUUUUUCCUAUUCUCUGGCUACUGUUCGGUAUGUUAUUUGUCUCUGUUUUUCCCUGUAUUAAUAGACCGUACUGUUUGUUUGUACACUAACGAUGUUAAUUUAUGUUUUAGAAACAGAUAAAGUUUAUCUAGCCAAAUAGCUUGCUUGUUCUGACUUUGGCUAAACCAAGACUCUGUACUCGACAGUCUAGAGAUUAGCUUAGAGUUGAAUCUGUGGGAAAUUGCUUCCUACAUUGGGUCUUCCGUUAUGGUGCCCCAGUCUCACUUCAUUCCGACCAAGCUCCAGCCUUUGAAAGUCAUCUCAUCACUGAGAUAUGCCAGCUAUUAGAAAUCAGGAAGAUACACACUACUGCAUGUCACCCAGAAGGUAACGGCCUCGUGGAAAGAACAAACAGAACUACUAAAGCCAUCUUACAGUCGUUAGUCAGCAGAUCGUCACCUGAGUUAUGGGAUGAUGUGCUUCCUCAAUGUCUUUUAGCAUGUCGUACGUCGGUACACGGGAUUCUCACCUGCUAUUUUACUGUUCGGGCACGAAGUACGCUUACUGGUAGAGAUACAGUCGCCCCUGCUGCCCUGCGAACAACAAGAGCAUGUACUGUACAUACGUACUCUCCGCAACCGCCUAGCUGAUUCAGACCGCCUGGUCAACAUUAAAUUGCGCAAGGCUAACGGACACCCAAAAGACAUGUAUGAUCGUCAGGUGCAAGGACCGAUGUAUACAGUCGGAGAUCGCGUCUGACUACGCCGCCCCAUGACAUCGCUAGGGAGUUGCAGUAAAUUCCACCAGCUCUGGUAAGGUCCUUUCGAAAUUGUCCUCAUCUGAUCCCCACUACGUUUGUAUUGCGUAACAUACAACGACCUAAGGACGACGUGAUAACGGUACACUACAACCAAAUAAAACCGGAUCGGAUGACAGUCCCCUUCGAUGCUCAGUUCGCCGACCCACCGCCGGCCACUAGAUUUUAUGAAGCACCAUCAGAAGGAGGAACAGCAUACCCAUGCCCAAGACCAGGCACUGAGGACAGUGCCUCAUUAGGAGAGAGGGCGAUGUAACGGGGUUAGAAUCAUCAUGUAUGGUGUUGUUAAUAGAUUCUGUUUUUCUUUCUAUUGCAGGGCAACCAAGAAUAGAUGCUUUAGAAGAAGAAGAGCAAGCUCCGCAUGCACUGAACCUACAGGAUGACCCAUAAGACUGUUUUGUAAACUAGCUCUCCCUUCUGUACAUAACCCGAGAAUUUUAAUUUUCGAAAUAAACGACUGGUGGUUCC
This is a messenger RNA of Schistosoma haematobium, 7942 nucleotides long. RefSeq lists its product as uncharacterized. Lineage: Eukaryota; Metazoa; Platyhelminthes; Trematoda; Strigeidida; Schistosomatidae. The transcript has a single exon. Gene Ontology annotation, molecular function: nucleic acid binding. The coding region runs from base 5393 to 6541 and encodes 382 amino acids. The record is from RefSeq and is a predicted model, not a curated record.